AUGAGAAUAUUACUAUUUGGUGAUGAAAAUUUCAGUUUUUGUAAUGGAUUUUUAGUAGAUCAUGAAGAUGAUAUUGUUGAAAUAUGUAGUUGUUUAAAAGAAAAUGAAUUAAAACAAGAAAGUAAAAACAAUAUUCAAUCCUUAAAUAAAAAUGUUGUUAUUCAUUAUGGUAUAAAUCCAGUUCAAUUAAAAUCAAAAUUUCCUCCGAAUACUUUUGAUGCUCUAUAUUAUAUUUUACCUGGAUUAUCAUUUCAUGGAUAUCCAGAUUUUAUUGAUCCUCAAACAGAAAUGUUUAAAUUACGUUUAAAUUUAUUUUGUUUUAGUUUUUUAAAAAGCAGUAAAAAUAUAAUAAAACCUGAUGGUUAUGUUUAUUUGUUAUUCCCAGAAGAAACAGGAAAAGAUAUUUCUGCGAAUAAUAAUGAUAAUGAUAAUAUAUCUUCUACUGCUAUUGGUAAUAAGACAACGAAUUUGCCCUUUUUACCAAUAGAACCGAAAAAAUUAGCUAGAUUUUGCAAUGUGUUAAGAGAAAAUAGCAAAGAUUAUAAUUUAAAUUUAUCUGCUCACCCUAAUUGGAUACCUGUUUUGUUUAAUAUGCCUAUUGUAAAUGAGAUACCAGAAUGGUUAAAAAAUUGUAAAUAUUUUUGUUUUAAAAUGACAGAAACGGAUUAUAAAAAUAAAAUGUAUAAAAGUAAUUCUAUCAAUGACGAAAAUAAUAAUAAUAAUAAUAAUAAUAAUAAUAAUAAUAACAGUAAUAAUAACAACAAUAAUAAUAAUAAUAAUACGCAAAAUGAAGGAGAACAAGAAGAAAAUAAUGCAAAUAAUAAUGAAAAUGAAGAAAAUAAAGAAAAAGAAGAAGAUCCAGAUGAAUAUAAUGUUUUGAAAAUUCCCCCUCAAGUCUUUGACUACCCAAUUGAAAAAUUGGGACAUGUUAAUGAAUGCUUUUUAUUUAAACUUUAUUCAAUUAAUAGUAAAAGUGUAUUAAUAUCAAGAUUAACCUUAAAGUAUGAUCCUAGGAUUUCAGGAUGGAAAGGAGACAAUAAAAUAAAAAAAGAUAUGUUAAAUAACAUCCCAAUGAACAAUAUGCCUAUGAAUAUACCAAUGAAUAUGCCCAUGAAUAUGAAUAAUAUGAAUAUGAUGAAAAACGUGAAUAAUUUAAUGAAUAUAAAUAAAUUUAAAGGUGGGAAAUAUAAAAAUAAGGCAACUAAAAAUGAAUUUCAACAGCAAUAUAAAAAUAACAUGAUUCAGAAUAAUAUGAAUUAUUCCAUAAAUAAAAAAGGAAGUAUGAAUUUACCUCCACCACCACCAACAAAUAUCAGUAUACAACCAAAUAAUGUUAAUAUUCCAAAUCAAAAUAUUAAUUAUAAACAAAACAACUUUCCUUUUGUUAAUAACUUUAAGAAUAUGCCUAACAAUUUAUCUCAAAAUGUCCAAAAUACCAUUACGAAUAUGCCUAUGAAUGUUAAUCCGAAUAUGUCCAGUAGUAUGAUGAAUCCUUAUAUUAAUGGGGGAUAUAACAAUAAUUUCAGAAAUAAUAUGUAUCAACAAAAUAUACCUUUACCUCCUCCAAUAAAUAAUUUUAAUAAAAAAAUUUAUCAAGGACCCAACAUGAAUAUGAAAAGAAAAAAUGAUUUAUAUAGUGGUGAUAAUAUGGAAAAAAAUUAUGAUAAUUAUAAUAUGAAGGAUCAUUACAAAUCGGACGAUGAUAACAAUAUAAACAAAGAUAAUAUAUGCAAUGAUGAUUAUGAUUUAGAACAAUGUGACAAUGUAACAAAUCAAAAGAAUAUUCAGAACAAAAAUUCAGAGGAUCCAGAUUACUACUUCUUAAAACAAAGAGCUAGAGAAUCCAACCAAUAUGGUACAUACUAA
Molecule: messenger RNA, 1866 nt
Organism: Plasmodium relictum
Lineage: Eukaryota; Apicomplexa; Aconoidasida; Haemosporida; Plasmodiidae
Product: conserved Plasmodium protein, unknown function
Exons: 6
Coding region: 1-1866 (621 amino acids)
Source: RefSeq, a predicted model, not a curated record